GUAGACAUGCAUCUGAGCAAUUCAUUAUGAAGCUCCUGCGAGCUUUGCUGCUUUUGAGCGUGGUCUCUUUGGCCUGGUCUUCAAUCUUUCCCGAGGGAGAAACGGAAGAGCAAUGGAACCAAAGAAUCCAGGCCAAGAUUGACAAGAACCGCAAGAGUAACGUCCAAGUAAAGGUGACCUUACCUGAGCAUCUUCAAGGCUUGAAGAAUCUGAAGCUUCAAGUGAACAACACGAAAGCAAGUUUUCCAUUGGGUACUGCCUUGGUGGCUGAUCGGAUCGCUGAGUGUUGGAACAAUGGGGAUGAUAAUGCUUACUGCUCAUUUGCUCGGGAUAAUUUCAACUUUGCUGUGGAUGAAUAUGCCAUGAAAUGGCGAGAAUGGGAGCCGCAAUACAAUAACUUUAACACUUAUAGCGUCGAUAACAUGUUUAAAUGGCUGGAGGCCAAAGGUUGGGGUAUUCGUGCACAUUGUCUUUUUUGGGACGUGGAUGAUUAUACGCAUUACCCGGAUUGGGUCCAUGGACUUCGAGGACAAGAAAUGAUCGAUGCCAUCCAUCACCGAAUUGAAACAGCUGUUCCUUAUUUCAAGGGAAGGGUGGAACAUUGGGACGUGAAUAACGAAAUGUUGCACGGAAACUUCUUUGCCGAAGCGACUUAUGAUCCUAACAUCCGUGUCAAAAUGUUCCAAUGGCUUGAGCAGCAAGACUCGCAGCCUUCCAGAUUUGUCAAUGAUUAUAGCGUUGUUCUCUACGAGACCGAUCAGUACAUCAACCAGAUCCGCGAUUUCCUCGACAAAGGAACUCCAGUUAAUGGGAUUGGUUUCCAAUCGCACUUGGGUCCGGAUCCAAUUGAUUUGGGUAAGGCUGAGGACACCUUCGAUAGGAUGUGGAACGAGUUUCAUCUUCCCAUGUGGAUCACAGAGUUCGAUUGGCAAGGCACUGGUAGUGGAAAUCAUGGCCAACAUGCUUCAGAGCUCGUUAAUUUUUACAACUUGGCCAUGAGCCACGAGGGAAUGGGCGGCAUUAUGAUGUGGGGCUUUUGGGACCAAGCUCAUUGGAGGCCUGAUGCAGCCAUUACCAAUGGAAAUGGUGUCACGCCCAAUGAAGCGGGUUACGCCUAUAUGGACUUGUACCAGAACUCAUAUCGAACAAAUGAUGUAUUUUCUACCAUUAAGAGGACGGCCAAUGAAAUGGAAUUCAAAUUCCGUGGAUUCCGAGGAGAAUACGAGUUCACUUUGGUCAAUGAACAGGGACGAUCGGUUCAUAAAUUUGACGAAACUUUUAUUGUUGAGCAAGAUGUCGAAAUUCAAUACAACGUCGAAAUAUAAAAAAAGAAAUGAUUACAUCCCGAACAAUAAAUUUGAAUCAGCCUUA
Messenger RNA from Tigriopus californicus, 1371 nucleotides. Its product is annotated as anti-sigma-I factor RsgI6-like. The coding region runs from base 27 to 1325 and encodes 432 amino acids. Gene Ontology annotation, molecular function: hydrolase activity, hydrolyzing O-glycosyl compounds. The transcript is spliced from 5 exons. Lineage: Eukaryota; Metazoa; Arthropoda; Copepoda; Harpacticoida; Harpacticidae. Gene Ontology annotation, biological process: carbohydrate metabolic process. The record is from RefSeq and is a predicted model, not a curated record.